AUGGACGAAGAGCGUGUUGAAAAGACAGCGGCUGUGAAGAAGACACCUCGUCAAGCUGCGUCAAGUGUUGAAGCAAGUGGAAGACCAAGCUUCGCUCUACCGGUGGGUACCGGUAUGUACCAGUAA
Molecule: messenger RNA, 126 nt
Organism: Peronospora matthiolae
Lineage: Eukaryota; Oomycota; Peronosporomycetes; Peronosporales; Peronosporaceae
Source: the annotation of a GenBank genome assembly